AUGUGAUAUCUGUAAGAAUCCUUAAGGGUUUUUCCUCCGAUAAUGAAAACCUGAUAAUGCAAUGCCUGGGUUUCCUCAGGCCUAUAUCAGUAUGGGUUGAUACCGAUACAGGCCUGGAGGUCAGUACAGUAAUCUCAAUAUCAAGACUGUGCAGAUGAUGUCAUCACCGUUCUUUCUGCUUCAGGGUGCAAGGGUUUAAGGAGAAUGUUGGCGGUGGAUUCAACCCAGAGCAGACGAUGACGUCCACUCGUGUGUCCCUGCUCUUCAGUCGUCUCUCUCUCUCUCUGCCGUCAGCUGAAUGGUUGCCAUGGGAGCCGUUGUUCUGUGACGUCAUGCCGCUGUAUCCCAGUGAAACCCAGCUCCAUGCUGUCCCCUCAUUAUCAGGAACACGGCAGCGCGGUGGCAUGGCCUCAGGCCUCGCCCUGCUCCUCCACGUCUCAGGGUCCGAACCGGCCGCCGCGCUGCCGCCCACCGCCGAUCAGCGGGAGCAGCGUGGGUCCCAACCCCACCUACUAUCAUGCCGUGUACGACGUCCGGGUGGAGCCCUUCCUCAGCGGGGGCAGAGGCAGUUACGGGGUUCACUCUGGCCACAGCUCCACGUCACUGGUCACCGGUCACUCCGACCUGACGACCCCCCCGGUCCGCAGGAGGGGAGGAGUGGUGGACCACAGGGACAUCAUCCUGGCCCACCAGGCCCACAAGAAGCACAACACACCGCAGGCCAGAAGGAAGCAGUGGGAAAUGGCACGUUUUGGAGACGAGGUACCCAACAGGUAUGGAGGAGGAGGUGGCGGCGGCGGAGGCGGGGGUGCCGGCGGACAAGGGGUGCCCGGCCGUGGCGGGAGCAGGCAAGGGGGACCCCCGGGGGCCCAGCGGGUGUACAAGCAGUCGAUGGCCCAGAGAGCUCGGACCAUGGCCCUGUACAAUCCCAUCCCCGUACGGCAGAGCUGCCUCACGGUCAACCGCUCCCUUUUCCUCUUCAGCGAGGACAACGUGGUGAGGAAGUACGCCAAGAAGAUCACCGAAUGGCCUCCAUUUGAAUGGAUGAUCCUCACCACCAUCAUCGCAAACUGCAUCGUUCUGGCUCUGGAGCAGCAUCUUCCUGAUGGAGACAAGACGCCUUUGUCCGAGCGACUGGAAGAGACAGAGCCCUACUUCAUAGCCAUCUUCUGCUUUGAGUCUGGGAUCAAGAUCCUCGCUCUGGGUUUUGCGUUACACAAGGGCUCCUAUCUGAGGAACGGCUGGAACGUCAUGGACUUCGUGGUCGUGCUCACUGGUAUCUUGUCAUCAGUGGGCUCUCAGCUCGACCUGAGGACACUACGAGCUGUCAGAGUGCUGCGACCUCUGAAGCUAGUGUCAGGAAUCCCCAGCCUGCAGGUGGUGCUCAAGUCCAUUAUGAAGGCCAUGAUCCCUCUGCUACAGAUUGGCCUGUUGCUGUUUGUGGCCAUUCUCAUGUUCGCCAUCAUCGGCCUGGAGUUCUACAUGGGAAAGUUUCACACCACCUGCUAUGACGAGAUCACAGGCGAGACCAAGGACGAAACGCCAUGUGGACUCGAGCUGCCGUCACGCCUGUGUCCUAACGGUACUCUGUGUAGAGGUGGCUGGCUGGGACCCAACUACGGCAUCACCCAGUUUGACAACAUCCUGUUUGCAGUGCUCACCGUCUUCCAGUGCAUCACUAUGGAGGGAUGGACAGACAUGCUCUACUACAGUAACGAUGUAGAGGGCAGUGCCUGGAACUGGAUGUACUACAUCCCUCUCAUCAUCAUCGGCUCCUUCUUCAUGCUCAACCUGGUGCUGGGUGUACUCUCAGGUGAAUUUGCCAAAGAGAGAGAGCGAGUCGAGAACAGGAGCGAGUUCCUCAAGCUGAGGCGACAGCAGCAGAUCGAGAGAGAGCUCAACGGCUACCUGGAGUGGAUCUGCAAAGCAGAGGAAGUGAUUCUGGCCGAGGAAGACACCACAGAAAACUUUGAUGGUGCGAGGCGAAGGCCAACCAUUAAAACCAAAAACAACAAAACGGAGCUGCUGAACACGGAGGAGGGCGAGGACAACAUGGGAGACGCCGUAGGUUUUGCCCACACCAGCAUAAAGAAUGGUAAAGAUACGCAAUACAGCAAGAAGGAGCGACGGAUGAGAUUCUUCAUCCGCAAGAUCGUGAAGACCCAGGUUUUCUACUGGACCGUUCUGUGCCUGGUCGGCCUCAACACCAUGUGUGUGGCCGCCGUGCACUAUGACCAGCCGGAGCUCCUCUCUGACUUCCUCUUCUAUGCAGAGUUCAUCUUUCUGGGUUUGUUUAUGUCCGAGAUGCUGAUCAAGAUGUACGGACUGGGCAUCCAGCCUUACUUUCACUCCUCAUUCAACUGCUUUGACUGUGUGGUAAUCGUGGGCAGCAUCUUCGAGGUGGUGUGGGCCACCAUCAAACCAGGCACGUCCUUUGGGAUCAGCGUGUUGCGAGCUCUACGACUGCUGCGCAUCUUUAAAGUUACCAAGUACUGGGCUCCUCUUCGGAACCUGGUGGUUUCCCUCCUAAACUCCAUGAAGUCCAUCGUCAGUUUGCUGUUCCUGCUCUUUCUCUUCAUCGUUGUCUUUGCGUUGUUGGGGAUGCAGUUGUUUGGAGGACAAUUCAACUUUGAGAACGGAACACCACCGACCAACUUUGACACGUUCGCUGCAGCGAUUAUGACAGUCUUUCAGAUCCUGACGGGUGAGGACUGGAACAUGGUGAUGUACGACGGCAUCGAGUCCCAGGGAGGAGUCAACGACAAGGGAAUGGUCUUUUCCAUCUUCUUCAUCGUCCUCACACUUUUUGGCAACUACACUCUGCUUAAUGUGUUCUUGGCCAUCGCUGUUGACAAUCUGGCCAACGCUCAGGAGCUCACCAAGGAUGAGGAGGAACAAGAGGAAGCGGCCAAUCAGAAGACGGCGCUGCAGAAGGCGAAGGAGGUGGCAGAAGUCAGUCCUCUGUCAGCGGCCAACCUGACCAUAGCUGCGAAGGAGCAGCAGAAGAACCACGCCAAGGGCAACAAGUCCGUGUGGGAGCAGAGGACGAGCGAGAUCAGGCGUCAGAACCUGAUGACGAGCCGGGAGGCGCUCUAUAACGAGCUGGAGCAGGAGGACUGGAAGGUGGGAGAGGAGGGAGAGGAGGUGUCCUACCCACGAAAAGCUCGUGGUGACAUGAAGACCCACUUAGACCGACCCCUGGUGGUCAACCCGCAGGACAACCGCAACAACAACACCAACAAAACUCCACCUGGCGAGCUGCCUCUGGAGCAGGAGUACCGUCAGCAGGACAUCGACCACGUCCACCGAGCCUCCCACUACAGCCACCACCACCACCACCACCACCACCAUCACCACCACCACCAGAAAACCACUCAGCCACAGGCGGGAGACACGGGUCAGACGACAGAGACUCAAGUCAAGCACGGUUUCAGCUGCACGUCUCUGGGAAAUGUGGAGGUCAGCGCUGAAGGUCAGCAGGGCGAAGAGAGGCGGAGUCACAGGAGCCACCGCGGCCACAGGCACAGGAACCGGGAGGGUAAGGAGACCUGCAGUGCGUCACCACACCCGAGCGAGGGUGGAGAGGGCAACGGCGAGCACAAGAAGUCCAAGCAGCACCGCAGGGCGAACAAAGAGGGCGAGGAAGGCAGCAGGAGACACAGAUCCAAGGGGGGAGAUGUAGAGAGGGAGAAAGGGGAGGAUGGAGAGGGACGCAAGACCAGACGGCAUCGCCAUAGCAACCAGGACAGGAGCAGGGGACAUCGCAGUCGAAAAGAACACCACGGCCCCGCUCUCAGUCUCUCCACCACCCGACCCAUCCAGCAGUACAACGAGGACCUGGACAACUUCCGCAACAACAGCAAACUUGCCAUCGCCCACGAGCAUCCUUACGCCCUCCCACCGGACCACCCGGACCACCCCGACCACAUCAACAACCUGUUGAACUGCCGCGACUCCGACACACACACCCUCCUGCACAGCAUGGACAGUCUGAUCCUCACGAGCAUGGUCAAACCUGACUACACAGCCAUCGACAUGCCCCCCGUCUACCCGUACCCGUCCACCAACGCCAUCCUGCAGAUAAACAGGAACGCCAACACGGAUCAGAAAAAGAGUGAGGAGAAGAAGGAGGAGGAGGACGAAGGCGGAGAUGACGACGGACCCAAACCGAUGCCUCCGUUCAGCUCCUGCUUCAUCCUGUCGACCACCAACCCGUUUCGGGUGUGCUGUCACUACAUCCUGACCCUGAAGUACUUUGAGUUCAGCAUCCUGUCCGUCAUCGCCAUGAGCAGCAUCGCCCUCGCUGCGGAGGACCCCGUGUGGCCGGACUCACCGAGAAACAAUGUGCUGCGUUAUUUUGACUACGUUUUCACAGGCGUCUUCACAUUUGAAAUGUUGAUUAAGAUGGUGGUGCUGGGCUUGUUUCUUCACCAGGGCUCCUACUUCCGUGACCUUUGGAACAUUCUGGACUUUAUAGUGGUUAGUGGUGCUCUGGUGGCCUUCGCCUUCACGCCGACCAGCACCCGGGGGAGCAGCAAGGGCAAAGACAUCAGUACAAUCAAGUCCCUUCGAGUACUAAGGGUACUGCGGCCUCUCAAGACCAUCAAGCGACUCCCCAAGUUAAAGGCCGUGUUCGACUGUGUGGUCAACUCUCUGAAGAACGUCCUGAACAUCCUCAUCGUCUACAUGCUCUUCAUGUUCAUCUUUGCUGUCGUUGCCGUGCAGCUGUUCAAGGGACGCUUCUUCUACUGCACCGACGAGUCCAAGGAGUUUGAGCGUGACUGCAGGGGCGAGUACUUGGUGUAUGAUAAAGACGAGGUUAAAGCUCAGAAGCGGGAGUGGAAGAAGUACGAUUUCCACUACGACAACGUGGCUUGGGCCCUGCUCACCCUCUUCACUGUGUCGACAGGAGAGGGGUGGCCGCAGGUGUUAAAGCACUCAGUGGACUCCACCUAUGAGAAUCAGGGCCCUAGCCCGGGUUACAGGAUGGAAAUGUCCAUCUUUUACGUGGUGUACUUCGUUGUCUUCCCCUUCUUCUUCGUAAACAUCUUCGUGGCUCUGAUCAUCAUCACCUUCCAAGAACAGGGGGACAAGAUGAUGGAAGACUACAGCUUAGAAAAGAACGAGAGAGCCUGCAUAGAUUUCGCCAUCAACGCCCGACCUCUGACUCGCCACAUGCCGAAGAACAAGCUAAGCUUUCAGUAUCGAAUGUGGCAGUUUGUCGUUUCUCCGCCCUUCGAGUACAGCAUCAUGGCUCUGAUCGCGCUCAACACCAUCGUCCUCAUGAUGAAGUUUGAUGGUGCAUCAGAAACCUACGAUGACGUCCUGAAGUACCUCAACAUCGUUUUCACAACUUUCUUCUUCAUGGAAUCAAUCUUGAAGAUCAUCGCUUUUGGUCCUCUGAACUACUUCAGAGACGCCUGGAACAUUUUUGAUUUUGUCUCCGUCCUUGGAAGCAUCACAGACAUAUUAGUGACAGAGUUAGGGAACAACUUCAUCAACCUGAGCUUCCUCAGGCUCUUCAGAGCCGCUCGCCUCAUCAAGCUGCUCAGACAGGGAGAAACCAUCCGCAUCCUGCUCUGGACCUUUGUCCAGUCCUUCAAGGCUCUGCCGUACGUGUGCCUGCUCAUCGCUAUGCUCUUCUUCAUCUUCGCCAUCAUCGGCAUGCAGCUGUUUGGUAACCUGGCACUGGAUGAGAAGGGUGAAAGUGCCAUCAAUGAGCACAACAACUUCAGAACCUUCAUCAUGGCCCUGAUGCUGCUGUUCAGGAGUGCCACUGGGGAAGCCUGGCACGAAAUCAUGUUGGCGUGCCUGGGAGGCCAGGAGUGUGAUCCAGCCUCAGGGAACACGGAGCCCGAGUGUGGCAGCACCUUCGCCUACACCUACCUCGUCUCCUUCAUAUUUCUCUGCUCUUUUUUGAUGCUGAACCUGUUUGUGGCCGUCAUCAUGGACAACUUUGAGUACCUGACCAGAGACUCGUCUAUCCUUGGUCCGCAUCACUUGGAUGAGUACGUAAGGAUAUGGGCCGAGUACGAUCCUGCCGCCUGCGGGCGCAUACAUUAUAAGGAUAUGUACAGUUUAUUGCGAGUUAUCUCCCCUCCCCUGGGCCUUGGCAAGAAAUGCCCUCAUAGGGUGGCCUGCAAGAGGCUGCUGCGUAUGGAUCUGCCCGUCGCCGAUGACAACACAGUGCAUUUUAACUCCACCCUCAUGGCUCUUAUCAGGACUGCACUGGAUAUAAAGAUCGCCAAGGGAGGUGCAGACAAGCACCAGAUGGACGCAGAGCUGAGGAAGGAGAUGAUGGCGAUUUGGCCAAACUUGUCUCAGAAGACGCUGGACCUGCUGGUAACGCCGCACAAGGCAGCCACAGACCUGACGGUUGGCAAAAUCUACGCCGCCAUGAUGAUCAUGGAAUACUACCGUCAGAGCAAGACCAAAAAGCUGCAGGCGCUGCGUGAGGAACAGAACCGAACGCCAUUAAUGUUUGAGCGCAUGGAGCCGCCGGAGGGGGGCGGCACCGACGAUCAGGGAGGUCAGGGAGGUCAGGAAGGUCAGGGAGUCAAUGGCCUCCCCAUCACCCAGCCAGACAACAUCAACAGCAUACCUCCAGAGGGCGGCAUGACCGAGAGCCAGUCCUGGGUGACGGCCAAAGCCCAGGAAAUGUUCCAGAAGACGGGGAACUGGAGCCCAGACAGACCGUACCCCGACGACCUUCACGACAACCGUCACAACCCGCAGACGGUAGAGAUGAGGGAGAUGGGGCGGGACGGGUACUCCGACACUGAGCCCUAUCACCCAGUGGAUGGGCAUGGGCGGACCCUCUCCAUGCCCCGCCUCUCGACAGACAACCAAAGAGUUCAUGCUGUCUCGCGGAGGAGACACAAGCCCCGUGGAAAUAACCUCAGUACCAUCACCGACACCAGUCCGAUGCGCCGCUCCACCUCCAGUCUGGUCCACGGGCGCUCGGGUCGUGGCGUGAGGCUGGACGACUACUCCCUGGAGAGGGUGGUGUCUGAGGAGGGGAGACACGGGGGAGGGCGCAGACACUGGGACAGGAGUCAUCGCACGUCACAGCGCUCUCUGACCAGAUACACAGACGCCGACACGGGUGAGACGCACACUGAGGUCACGGGACUGGGCACAGACCUCAGCACCACCACGCAGUCAGGUGACCUCCCACCGAAGGAGCGCGAGCGAGACCGCGGCCGCACCAAGGACCGUCGCCACCACCAUCACCACCACCAUCACCACGGCUCCAUGGAAAAGGAGCGAUACGGCCACGACCGCCACGACUACCCGCACAGGCAUCCGCACGACCGCCACUGGUCCAGGUCGCCCAGCGAGGGGCCGGACGGGCGAGGACACAGACAGGGCAGUAGUUCAGUCAGCGGCAGCCCGGUCCCCUCCACGUCGGGAACCAGCACUCCACGGAGAGGUCGACGUCAGCUGCCCCAAACCCCAGCUGUACCUCGUCCUCACGUCACCUACUCCCCUGCGGUCCGCAAGCCCAGCUACGGUCCACCAGGACCGGGCCGCCUGCGCUCGCCCUCCCCUCGACACUUCUCCCCACCAGAUCACGACAGAGGCUACCAUCAUCGGCCCCCGUCUCGCCAGGCCUCUCCCCACCACGGGGGUUCUUCAUCCCGUCACGGUUCUCCACGCUCACCGCGGCACCAGUCCCCGCGCUCGCCCCUCCACGGCUCACCCAGGUCCCCUCAUCGAGGCCGGUGGAGCGGGCCCCCGCCCGGCGACAGCCUGGAGGGCGACGGGCCUUUCUAUGAGCACGAUUACGAAUACGAGCGGCACCACGAGCCGCCCGCCUACGAGCAGAGUUUGUCCCACGGAAACCCACACCCCCACGGGGGAAAUCCUCACCCGCACCCACGCUCACCCAGGACUGCCCGCCACGGCCCCCCUCCGCCCCCGCACCCGCAUCCACGGAGGGUGCCCAAUGGCUAUCGUUCAUCCUCGCCGUCCCCGCAUCGGCGGGGUCCGCCAGGGGCUCCUCCCCACCCUCACCACCGCCCCCCUCACACACGAGGGCCCCGAAAGGGCCUUCACGAACCUUACAGUGAGACGGAUGAAGACGACUGGUGCUAGCGACGACAGGGAGCGUGGGACAAUGGACAGGAGAGGAGGAGCAGCAGCAGCCUCCCGUGCUCUGGCCUUGGAGAUGAAGACUUUUUUAGUAACGGUGGAAGUGUUUGAUGGGAAGGAGCUGGUAGUUCUCAAAACCCUUUUACUCCUUUUCCCCCUCGGAUAUUCAAAGAGAGAAAAGGGUGAGGGGGGGGGCUGCACUGGUGCUGCGGUAGCCUUGAGACAUGUUUUGUGUAAGACUCGAAUCACUAACAGAGCAGCACAUGAAAAAAAAACAAAAGUGAGAAAAAGACAGCGGAGAUGGAGAGGGUGAUUUUCAGGAACAGUUCACUUCUGCCUCUCUUUCUCAGAACAACACUUUCCACUCCUCUCUUCUUGACCAGCAAGUCCAGGCCGUAGGAGGAAGAAAGACAAGCGGGGAGGGACAACAGAAGAGGGAGGAGCAUGGAGGAGCAUGUGAUUGGUUAGUUUAUUGGUUGUUGCGUUUGGAUCUGCUGCCGUCCAUUUUGCUAAAAUAAGAGCUGGAACACAGAGUCUACGGCUUUGACUCUGCCGCUCAAUGGGUAUGUUUAAAAUUAAAAAAAAAAAAAAACACACAAAAAAACUACAACAACAAUAAAAGAGAAAAAGCCAGGAGCCCCUAACCCUUACAUGCCAAGCUAUGCCUCCAGAAAAUCAAACUUGAACAAUGAAGAUGAAAUGAAUCUUUACGUGACAAAAUUGUGAAAAGAAAAAAAGGAGAAAAACCAAUUCUUUAUCGUGAACUGUUUUCCAAAGGACAGAACCGGGAAGCUCCGCCUAUACUGCAAAAACCAGCCAAUCCCAGUGCUGGCUGAUAUUUGAUGAGUUUUAUCAUCUCUGUUUACUGUUAAAGACUUUACUUAAUAAUGACAGAACAGGUGUGGCAUCACUUCCUGUCUGGCGCUGGCGGUGGUACAAAGGGGAAAGGCACAGUGCGGGCUCGCUUCCUGUUGGAGUGGGCACAGAGGGGAGUGGGGUGACCUCAGUUAGCUCGAGCAGGGAGCUGGACACUUGGCGAAAGCCCCCACCCCCGCCUCCUCGCUUGCACGUCUCGGCGCACGGCUAACGAAGACCUGACAGGAAAUGACAUCACACGGUUGAAUGGGCGGAGGAGAGGAAAAAAAGGAAUGGGAUGGAAAAAAAAAACAGACCUUCUUCAGUAUUUCUUCUCUCUAUUACUUCUCCUUCUUUUUCUUCUUCAGACAUUGAAGCUUGGUUCUUCUGUUGCAUUCGCUCAGCCUCCUUUGAUCUUUUUCAAGGUUCAAAAUUUGAUGGAAAUCUGCAUGAUCGAUUAAAUACAUACUAGAGAGAACAUGUAACUGGUGUGGGUGGGACCUGGGGCUUUUUAGGUAACUUUGCUUCUUUAGGUUUACAAAAGAGGUUUUCUUCUUUCAGACUGUCUCUCUCUGACAUAUUAAAUGUGUUUCUUCGGUUUCCCUUUUUGCCCCCCUCUACCCCCCCAAAAAAAAAAAAACGGCUCUGGCAUUUGGCUAAUAUGCCUGUCUGCUCCUCCCGCCGAUGCAGUUCCAAAGCUACUUUUCUACAUCUUUUCAGAGUCUGGAGACUCUGCAGGAACACGUUACUGUUUCCUGUUGUUAUGACAACAGAGAGAGAGAGAGCUGAGAGUGGCAGACUUCUACCACACUUGAUUUAUUUAUUGUUAAUGAUGAUAGUCUUAUGAAAAAUGAAAUCAAUGUCAAUGCAAAAUAAUGACUACAAUGACUGACUGAUUGAUCGACUGAUUGAUUGAUUGAUGGAUUGACUGAUAGUGUUGCUGUGGAUUUGUUGUCGCGUUAUUUGGAGUUCACGUCGGCUAUGCUAAUGUCCAUCUGGUUUACAUGGUUUGUGUUCCUGUUCCCCUGUUUGAUGAAGUUUACCAGGUUCCCGAUGCCUUUUCACAACACUGGGGCACAGAGGCUCGGGGAACAUUUCACUUUGCAGCGUUGCGUGUUAUAACGCAACUUUAAAGUCACUCUGCAGAACGGUGGAGGCGGAGAUCACAGGGAUUCUUCCCACCUUGCAAUGAUUUAUGGGCUCAGUUCUCUUUGUCAAACCCAAACCCAAAGAUCAAGUAUUUACAUUCACAGCCAGGAGUUUUUUUGAGGAUUUUCAAGAAUCUCUGUUGUGAAAAAAUGGUUUAAGCUCAUGAGCAAUUGAAAAAAAAAAAA
Molecule: messenger RNA, 10283 nt
Organism: Cynoglossus semilaevis (tongue sole)
Lineage: Eukaryota; Metazoa; Chordata; Actinopteri; Pleuronectiformes; Cynoglossidae
Gene: cacna1ab
Product: calcium channel, voltage-dependent, P/Q type, alpha 1A subunit, b
Exons: 54
Coding region: 364-8097 (2577 amino acids)
Biological process (GO): chemical synaptic transmission; calcium ion import across plasma membrane
Cellular component (GO): neuronal cell body; membrane; voltage-gated calcium channel complex
Molecular function (GO): high voltage-gated calcium channel activity; calcium ion binding
Source: RefSeq, a predicted model, not a curated record